AGAGGGAAAAGGAGGAGAGAGACGAAGAGAGAGAGAGAGAGAGACGGGUGCGGGGAGGAAGUGGCAGAGGGAGUACGUCGUUGUCCGCCACCAAGACAGGCCGCAGUCGUGGUUUGAUUAAUUUUGCCUGCACGCCGCCGCUGAUUCGGCAAAUGAGACAAGAAUUAUGCGUGUCCUCAGCAAAUUUAAUGACUCGCGUUUCUUAUCGUGUUCUUACGAUGACAUUGUAUAAUGCUUAGGUGUUUAGUAACCAGCUGUAGUUAAAGAAAUCUGUUACGGACGUUACGAACAGUUAUAUCAUAUUAUUCAAUUUCUGACAAGAGAAAGAAACGGAUCAUUUUAAAGUGUUCAAAGACAGUGAGUGGACUUACUGCGGUGUGAUUUAUUUCACAAAAACAUGGUUUAUUAUUUAAAGUCAAACGGUAAGGUUAAUGCCAAGAUUAUUGUUUCUUGGUAAGACACUGUUUUAUUCGUGAUCAUCUCUGAAGAUUUGAAAUGGUAAUGUUAUAUUCAAUGUCUUUUGCAAAAGCGUGAAUCCGUAUGUUGUCUUUAGCUGUGAACUUUGACAGCUUAAAUCCGUUUGCUCUCAAAACACUUAUACACGAGCGUGAUUAGCUAGCUUGCAUCAUGGAAAAUAUCAUGAGAUCAACACUGAGCAACGGGAGCUCAUCUCUCAAUCCAGACGUGGAUAUGGACAGACGAACUUUCCUAAAUUCGGGUGGAAAUUCAACUAUCUUUAUAACAACGACCAUCAACAACGACAGCUCGUCUGCUUUUAGCACGGGGUUACCCACCUCAACAGACAUGUCCUCUUUGAACUCAUCAAACAACAUAAACAUGACCAUGUUACCCCCGGUAGAAAUGAUCCCGUAUGCCUCACAAAUUAUUCUUGUUAUGCUAUACACAUUGACCACAGCGGCUGCUCUUAUAGGCAACUCGUUGGCUAUAGUAGUUUUCACAAAAGGCAAACGCUCAAACACCGAGUUGCGCCCAUUUCUAUUGAAUCUUGCCGUGGCGGAUUUAAUCAUGGCUAUUUUCUGUAUUCCCUUCACCUUUGCCUACCAAAUCACUGGACACUGGAUCUUCUCUGAUAUUAUGUGUCCUAUCGUCCAGUGCUGCCAAGUGGUCAGUGUUCUUGCCUCGGUCAGCACCAACACGGCCAUUGGUAUCGACAGACUGGUCGCUGUAAAAUUUCCUCUUCGGAAGAGAGUCACCAGCUCUCGGUCUAAACUGGUGAUUCUGUGUAUAUGGGCGUUUGCCCUGUCCCUGGGUGUGAUCGCUCUCAUCACGGGCCGCACCAAGGAGGUAGGUGGGAGAGUCUUGUGUGAGGAGGUGUGGCCGGACCAGGACAGCAAGCUGGCCUACGGCUUCUUCAUUAUGAUCAUAACCUACUUUCUGCCCGUGACCAUUCUCUCUGUGACUUAUAUCGGAAUUGGCCGCCAGUUGUGGCGCCGUAACUUGCCUGGGAAUGCAGAUGACAACAGGGAUGCGCAACAGCUCAAGUCGAAACGAAAGGUAGUUAAAAUGCUUGCCACCAUUGUCUUACUCUUCGGCUUGUGUUGGCUCCCGCUACAUCUGUUCAUGAUGGUGGUCACCUUCAAAUACAACGCCUUCGGAGACGCUGCCAAUGAGAUCUACUUCGGAGUCCACUGGUUGUCCAUGGCCAACAGCUUCGUCAACCCGGUGGUCUACGGAUUUAUGAACGAUAAUUUCAGAGCUGACCUCCGUAGCCUGCAGCAGUCCUGUCACUGUUGGCCCUGGAGCCGUCACCGCAAGGCCAAAUACCGAACCGCUGCCAUGCGGUGGCGACUCGGCGACCACAAUGUGCACGACGCCACCGCUAACUUCUACGCCACCCGCACCCUCAAUCGUCACCACGUGCACAGCAAACCGACCGCUGAGACAGACACGCGCCAUUCGAUGUGGAGGAACGGACACGCCCACUCCCGGAGCGCUCCCACUUUUGACACUUCCGGCUUGAGUAAGAAUGACUAUGAUGGAGAGAGUCAUCUCCCCUUGAAGGCUUCGGCUCAAGCUAGGAGACAGAAUGGAGAUACAAAGAAGGACAAUAGCACAGGGGAUGACGUCAGAGGAGGUCGGAAUAUUUUCAUAUCGGGAAAAAGGCGUCAUUAUCAGCCCUGUGUGCAUCGAGACUCCAGACCUGGUUCCAGUGAAGAGAACGGAUUUCUGUUGGUGGGGAAUUCGAAUAACCGUAAUGAUAUUGUCCGAUCUUCUGGAAAAUCAGGUUGUGGGCAUUCAGGUGUUUUUUACGACGGCUCGGACCACGUGGUUCUCAAAGAUAGCUACAGAAAAAUCAACGGCGUCUGAUUUGGAACGAAGUCAGAGACAUUUGUAGAUUUUUUAAGAAAACGGCCCAUAAAAAAUCACAGACCAUAUCAUUGUCGAACCCGGUUGUCACGUUCAGGAUAGAAAGUUGUCGGGAAUCACUCAUGAGCAAAGGACAGUAAAGGUUUAACUGAUCACUGAACUCAUUUUAUUUUCAAAAGCCGUGACCAAUAUCUGGGGUGUAAACAAAAUACGUGACUCAAUUCCCUGGCUGGAGAUUAUAUUUUAUAGUAAUCUCGUCCUGUUUUUUCUGAGAUGCGAUACUCCAUUCAGUCAAGAUCGGACCUUACAGGCGCGGUCAAAACAGCUCGCUUGGUAAAUGUUCUAAACUGUGUUUAUUGAGGCGUAGUUUUGGAGGCUGUGGUUGGGUUUCUUUUCGUGCUUGCAUCCCGCAACAGUCUUGUUGGCACUUUAUCGUGUCUUUGGAAAAGUAACAUAAAAAACUAUUAGUAAAACACUUUUCAAAAAGGUACGUUUAUUCAAAGGGCUGAGGCCUCUGAGUUUGACGUCCAGUCACGUGAGACUUGAAAACUUCCCAAUGACUCAGUGAUUGAUGAAGGAUAUGGAUAUAGUUUUGGGUUAAGGUUGAGGGUAUGCGAGUAGUUUGUUUAAUGAUGAUGCAAGGGAAUCGUAUCCUUUUCUCAACGAAUAAUCAAAUCGCUUCUUACUCUCUUCAUGAAAGAGUGUGUUUCAACUCCACCUUAUCCUGCAGUUUUCAACCAUUCAGGAACCACAUAAUAUUUGGCAACCAUCUGUAUUCCUCAAUAUUCCCAGACUGUCCGAUUUGACAAAUUGUCCUCCCGUCUUUUUGUCUACUUGCCUCUUAUUCUCCCUCGUGGUACUUCACCCUAAAGAAUUGUCUUAGCAUGCCCAUAAAAUUAUUGUGAUCGUGAAAUUACCCACCGUUUUUCACUGAGAUUAGUGGUCGCACUGUGUUGCUUAAAUCGGUUUCUUACUUUUUCUAAAGCGGCUUGGCGUUUGCAGAAGAUGUAGAUCUUGGUCAGUGGGUUAUAGAAUUGCGUAGAAGCGAACAAUAUCACUUUAAGGUUAGUUUAUAGCUUCUCAAAUCUUAUCUUGGACACGGCAGGGAAUUGGAAAUUCUAACCUAAUAACGGAAAACAUGUAUAUUUACACCACAAAAGAUCUUUUACUUCCUUAUCUUCAGGGGUUGUUGAGAUGAAAUAAAGUUCUAGAAUAGGCUUGACACUGAAACAAUUAAGGGAGACUGAUCUCUUAAACUGGGUAGAGACAUAAAUGAUCAGUGACGGCCUUUGUGACUUAAUGCUGUGGCACUAUAUGCUUCUGUCCUUUCUGUUGUCAUAAUUUACUGGUGUCUACUGUGUAGUGGUCAGAAUCUUUGCCUUGUAUUCAGGAGAAGUGAGUUCUAGUCCCAAGAGAGAAUGAAUGUUACAUAUGGAUUGUGUCCAUCUUUCCGAUGGGAUGAUGUACCACACUCAGCCAAGGUGACCCAAAUGAGCUUCCUUUCAAAAAGAUGUGGAAGUGUGAGAUGGCUGUGUAAAACACUUGCAAAUAAUUUUGUUAUAUUCUAAAGUGAACAUAACAUGUGUUGCCUUGGUCUUGUUGUUACCUUUCUGAUAUUUUGAUUAUUGUCCAUUUUAUCAAACAUUUGAUUAUUCAUUACUGGAAUAUUUGAAAUGCCGUACUGAAAUGUUUAAUGUGAUAGAGUUUGUAAACAAGGUAUUUGUGACGUAAUGCUAUGCUCUAUCUACCUCAAACUCCCACCCUCUCGCCUUAUGGAUGUAUACUGUGUGACAUCUAUUAUAUGUGUAAUUGUUUGUUUGUGUUCAUUCCUACUAGGUAAAAAUAAGUGCUUCAAUGUGAGCUUCUAUGAUACGUUUAUUUACUUUUAAAACUUAUUUUGACUCGGUAGGAAAAACGUGCUUCAACGUGGGAUCCACCGUGUGUAGCUGCCUGUUAUUCUUUUUAUAGACAUGGCCUUCACAACACAGACCCCCACAAAUGAAGAGGACAGUAGAUACUGUAAGUGCGUGAAAAGAUGAAACCGCCUCGCCUUAGAGGUUGUGUUUUGUGAGAAGCACCCCCAUCAGAGGGUGAAUUGAGCCCAGUAAAGGGUAACCUCAUAGAUCAUAUUUAUAUUGCCCAACCCCAUCGACGCGGCAUUCUCUUGUUCUGGUGAAUGACAAAGUAUCUGUGACUACAUUUUUUAAACCUUCUAAAGGGGUUAUUUCAAACGUAUUGCUCAAAGUACGGUGUCCCGUACAAUUCAGUCCUAACUCUUGAUGCAGAAAUGAAGCAAUAUGUUUGAAGGAACAAAAGGGGCAACAGCACCAGGGCUCCUGCCAAUCACUCACUUUUAUUUUGUUUUAAUCAAAGAAAGGAAAUUCAGCAAAGCGGGUGUAGCACUUGAAAAAGAAAAUUCAUCUAGAAAAUAUUUUACACCUUCGACGGUUUAUAUCAAACCGUCUUUUCAGAACAAUGUAAAUAAAGGGGUCAUGGCAGCGUGUUGUUGUAAGGGGGGGGGUGGGGAUUCGUUGAUAAGAUAAGAAAGUUUUUGAAAAACACAACUUGUUGAUUUACUUAUUUCUGUAUCAUUGUACUCUCACGUUACUUGUCAAUGCAAUAUAAUUGUUGUUACCGAGUAAAAUGGUUAUGUUUGUGUUUAAAAUGAUUGUCAGAUCAUCAUCAAGAUCAUUAUCAUCAUCAUGAUCAUCAUCAUGAUCAUCAUAUUCAUGAUCAUCAUCAUCAUCAUGAUCAUCAUCAUCAUCAUCAUCAUCAUCAUCAUCAUCAUCAUCAUCAUCAUCAUCAUCAUCCUCAACAUCACCAUCAUCCUCAUCGUCACCAUCAUCAAUGGCGUCGUCAUGGUAGUGGUUGUCAACAUCACGUGAACAAAAGCAAAACUUCUUCUAUCAAGUCAAAGCGAACAAGCUUUUUUUAAAAAUUUGGACAGAAAUGUAUUGUCAAACAACACUUAAAUAGUGCAUAGUUGAGACAUAGCUGGGCAAGCGGACAGAUGCACAGCAAGACUAAAAAAGAUAGAAAAAUAGACAUGUUGACUAGCAAAAAGCAUAAACCUGUCAGAAAAAUAAACAAAUUGCCAUUUAUUGAAAAUUCACCCCAAAAGAUAAACUGACACGGAAGUGUUAUGCAGAGACCGCUUUACGAAUAACUAAAGAUCUUAGUUAAAUGUACAUAUAAAAAAUGUAAUAACAUAUCAUUCUAAAAAGAUAUGAAAGUGUUACUGUUAAAUGAAUCAUGUGUGCAUUGUUACGGAACCUUAAACUGUGCACACGCCAGCUGUCGUUUGGGUGAAAGGGUUAUCUGUUAUAACUCAUGUAAAUAAUACCAUUGCACUUUAAGUUGUGUCACUGAAAGCAAUAGAGAAAAUGGGAACUGUUUGGUAUCACUUUGGUGUUCGUCUGCACUGUGAUUCGACUGAAAAAUAAAAUUUGAACACGUAUCUUUUCAA
Molecule: messenger RNA, 5794 nt
Organism: Aplysia californica (California sea hare)
Lineage: Eukaryota; Metazoa; Mollusca; Gastropoda; Aplysiida; Aplysiidae
Product: QRFP-like peptide receptor
Exons: 3
Coding region: 628-2328 (566 amino acids)
Biological process (GO): neuropeptide signaling pathway
Cellular component (GO): membrane
Molecular function (GO): neuropeptide Y receptor activity
Source: RefSeq, a predicted model, not a curated record